This is a messenger RNA of Oncorhynchus masou masou (cherry salmon), 892 nucleotides long. Its product is annotated as cytochrome c oxidase subunit NDUFA4-like. Lineage: Eukaryota; Metazoa; Chordata; Actinopteri; Salmoniformes; Salmonidae. The coding region runs from base 198 to 446 and encodes 82 amino acids. The record is from RefSeq and is a predicted model, not a curated record. The transcript has 4 exons.
UCUCUCUCUCCAUAGCUGCAGACAGAAACAGACUGGUUCAAACACAACUCUGCUGUACAUAUAUCUACACAGGGAGCUGCUUUCACAUGGACACAGAAGCAUUAGAGACUUCGUAGAAAAUAUAAUUAGUUUGUACUUACAUUUUGUUGGACUUUUGUUUAUUUGUGUGUGUAGGUGUUGUAGGAUCUGGGAUAAACAUGCCGAUUAGGACAGUGAUUACGCAUGCUAAGAAACAUCCAGGGCUCAUCCCUCAGUUCUUCUUCUUGGUACUGGGCAUGGCUGGGGCUUCCUGCUAUCUGAUCCGUCUGGCCAAGGGACCCCAUGUCAGCUGGAACAGAAAGAACAAUCCUGAGCCUUGGAACACAUACGGUCCAAACUAUCAGUACAAGUUGGUGGCCGUCAACACGGACUACAAGGCUCUAAAGAAGGAGGGCCCUGACUUCUAAAGGUCCUUCAGGCAACUCCAGGGGCACCACGUUUGGCAGGACCUCCUGUCAUCCUAGUGGCAGUGUGGGGCCAGCCUGAGCCUCGCUCCAUCGUGUUCUCGGUCUGCCUCCUCCGCUGCCUCUUAACCAUACACACUACGUGACUAUAGUGGAAAAAAAAACUACUUUCAUUUUCUGACACAACCCGGAAGUCAUGCAUCCGUCUCCAAACAGCUGUGUUAUAUUAGCCGUCUCCUCUUCUCACACACACUACAACACUGUUCAUUAUAGCCAUCUUUUCACAAUGCACAACCAUCAAGUGACUGAACAGCCUCUUUCAACACACAACACUACUGUUGUAUACAUCUCUGUACAUGCAAUGUCACCUUCUCUGUAAAAUGUACAACCCUCUCCAACCCUAAAGUGAUGGAAGCUUGAAAACAAAUGCAUUAAAAGAUGACAUGGAA